AAACAAAAAACAAAAAUUGAAACUUCAUGGAAAUUGAUGGACUGAGUCACCUUCCAUAAAAGAUCCACUUGAUCAAAGAUGGGCCCGCCGGACGGCAAUGCAUGGUGCUCUCCCCUAUAAAGAGCCUUUGGCUCCUAGGAAGUAUUUGAUACAUUAAUUUCAAGCAGAAACAGAGGGGUACAAAUGGGAUUCAACAGGUUCUCUCUGCCAGCAGUGGCGGUGAUAAUGAUGAUUAAUGCCAUGCUUCUAUCACAAGGGUGUUUGGAGGAAGAACGAAUUGCUCUUUUGCAAAUCAAAACUUCCUUUGGUGACGACCCAAAUGACAUUUCAUCCCCGCUAUUCUCUUGGGGAAAAAAUGCCCUCUGUUGCAGCUGGGAAGGAGUUACCUGCAGCAAUUCCACUACAAGACGAGUCGUCGAAAUCCAUCUUUUCUUUGCAAGAGAUUGGUACUCAUCUAUGGGAGAUUGGUACCUAAAUGCAUCUAUAUUUCUUCCCUUCCAAGAACUCAAAGUUCUUGACUUGGGUGGAAAUGGCAUAGCUGGCUGUGUUGCGAAUGAAGGUUUCGAAAGACUAUCAAGACUUGCCAAAUUGGAGGUUCUUCUUUUGUCUGACAAUUACUUCAAUAAUAGCAUCCUAUCAUCCAUGAAAGGGCUUUCAUCUCUCAAAUAUCUAAAUCUUGAUUUCAACCAGUUGCAAGGAUCAAUAGACACGAAAGAAUUUGAUUCAUUGAGCAACUUGGAGGAGCUAUCGCUGGCUAAAAAUGAGAUCCAAGAUUUUGUAACCUUAACAGGCUCUGAAGGACCAUCAAGACUUAACAAAUUGGAGGUUCUUGAUUUAAGCUCAAAUUACCUCAACAAUAGCAUCCUAUCAUCCCUCAAAGGGCUUUCAUCUCUCAAACAUCUAAAUCUUGGUGGCAACCAAGUGCAAGGAUCAAUAAACAUGAAAGAAUUUGAUUCAUUGAGCAACUUGGAGGUGCUAUGGUUGGCUGGAAAUAAGAUCCAAAAUGUUGUAGCCUUAACAGGCUCUGAAGGACCAUCAAGGCUUAACAAAUUGCAGAGUCUUGAUUUAAGCUUCAAUAACUUCAACAAUAGCAUCCUAUCAUCCCUCGAAGGGCUUAACAAAUUGGAGAGUCUUGAUUUAAGAUACAAUCACUUCAACAAUAGCAUCCUAUCAUCCCUCAAAGGGCUUUCAUCUCUCAAACAUCUAAAUCUUAGUGACAACCAACUGCAAGGAUCAAUAAACAUGAAAGAAUUUGAUUCAUUGAGCAACUUGGAGGUGCUAUCGCUGACUGCAAAUGAGAUCCAAGAAUUUGUAGCCUUAACAGGCUCUGAAGAACCAUCAAGGCUUGACAAAUUGGAGUUUCUUGAUUUGGAUGACAAUAACUUCAACAAUAGCAUCCUAUCAUCCCUCAAAGGGCUUUCAUCUCUCAAACAUCUAUAUCUUGAUCACAACCAGUUGCAAGGAUCAAUAAACAUGAAAGAAUUUGAUUCAUUGAGUAACUUGGAGGAGCUAUGGCUGGCUGGAAAUACGAUCCAAGAUUUUGUAGCCUUAACAGGCUCUGAAGAACCAUCAAGGCUUGACAAAUUGGAGACUCUUUAUUUGGGUCACAAUAACUUCAAUAAUAGCAUCCUAUCAUCUCUCAAAGGGCUUUCAUCUCUCAAAUAUCUAUAUCUUGAUGGCAACCAGUUGCAAGGAUCAAUAAACAUGAAAGAAUUUGAUUCAUUGAGUAACUUGGAGGAGCUAUGGCUGGCUGGAAAUACGAUCCAAGAUUUUGUAGCCUUAACAGACUCUGAAGAACCAUCAAGGCUUACCAAAUUGGAGGUUCUUUAUUUAAGCUCAAAUUACCUCAACAAUAGCAUCAUAUCAUCCCUUAAAGGGCUUUCAUCUCUCAAAUAUCUAUAUCUUGAUGGCAACCAGUUGCAAGGAUCAAUAAACAUGAAAGGCCUUUGUGAGUUAAAGCAUCUUCAGAAGCUAGAUAUCAGCCACAACAAUCUCAAUGGUUAUUUGCCUUGGUGUCUCUCGAAUUUGACAAACCUUCAAGUUUUAGAUAUCUCUUUCAACGACUUCACUGGGAAUAUAUCCUUGAGUCCCAUUGGAAGUCUCACGUCCAUUCAAGAUCUAAGACUUUCACACAAUCACUUCAAAAUCCCAAUCUCACUUGGCCCAUUUUUUAACCUUUCAAAACUCAAGCAUUUGAAUGGUGACCAUAAUGAGAUAUACGAGUCAACAGAGCUGGUACACAAUUUGAUUCCAAGAUUCCAGUUACAGUGGCUUUCUUUGGAAUGUACUGGAUCCGGCGGGACAUUUCCGAAAUCCCUGUACUAUCAACAUGACCUUCAAUUUGUUGAUCUCUCACACAUCAAAAUGACAGGAGAAUUUCCGAGCUGGUUGUUACAAAACAACACAAAACUCGAAGGGCUUUAUUUGGUCAACAAUUCCCUUUCAGGAUCUUUCCAAUUAGCAAAUCAUUCCCUUGUAAGGUUGUCACAUUUGGAUAUCUCAAGAAAUCGCAUCCACAAUCAAAUUCCUACUGAAAUUGGAGCAUGUUUCCCGAGGUUAGUGUUUUUGAACCUGUCCAGAAAUGAUUUCGAUGGUAGUAUUCCCUCUUCGAUCAGCAAUAUGAGCCUCUUGAAAGUCUUAGAUUUGUCCAACAAUAACUUAUCAGGCAACAUACCCGAGCAGUUGGUGGAAGGUUGUUUAUCAUUAGAGGUUAUCAUGCUUUCAAAUAAUUAUUUCGAAGGGCAGCUUUUCUGGAAAAAUUUCAACUUAACAUACUUGACAGAGCUGAUAUUAAGAGGGAAUCAGUUAACUGGGAUUCUUCCGAAUAGCUUGUCUAGUUGUUCUGCAUUGGAAGCAUUGGAUGUUAGUAACAACAAUUUAUCUGGUAAGGUCCCGAGAUGGAUAGGGAAUAUGUCUUCUCUUGAAUAUUUAGACCUUUCAGAGAACAAUCUCUUUGGAAGUCUACCAUCUAGCUUUUGUUCUUCAAGGAUGAUGACAGAAGUUUAUUUAUCUAAAAAUAAACUAGAAGGAUCACUGAUUGAUGCAUUUGAUGGUUGCAUGUCGCUGAACAGAUUAGAUCUUAGCCAUAAUUAUUUUAGAGGUAAAAUUCCGGAGUCAAUUGGUUCUUUGUUCCAGUUGAGCUUUCUUCUUUUAGGUUAUAAUAAUCUAGAAGGUGAAAUCCCAAGCCAGCUGUGCAAACUAGAGAAAUUAAGCUUGAUUGAUCUUUCUCAUAAUAAUCUGUGUGGUCAUAUUCUUUCGUGCCUACAACCUAGCAGCAAGUGGUAUCGGGAACGAGAAGCAUCUAUAAAUCCUUCUGAUAGUGCUCCAGGUCCUAUUAUGCCAUUUGCCGCUGCUCCUAUUCCUUUGGAAGAUCCUUCUGUGAAUAAAGCUUUUGAGUUUACAACAAAGAGUAGAUCUUAUUCAUUCAAGGGAAUCAUCCUCACUUACUUCUCUGGUAUCGAUCUCUCCUGCAACAAUUUGACAGGAGAGAUUCCUUUUGAGCUAGGAUACCUUGGCAACAUCCAGGUGUUGAAUCUAUCCCAUAACAGUUUAACAGGUCCAAUACCACCUACAUUUUCAAACCUGAAGGAAAUUGAAAGCAUGGAUCUUUCCUACAACAACUUGAACGGGGAAAUUCCUCGUCAGCUUCUCGAAUUAAACUUCCUUUCUGCUUUCAGUGUAGCCUACAAUAACUUAUCUGGCAAAACACCAGAGAUGGUUGGACAAUUCUCAACAUUCAACAAGUCUAGCUACGAGGGAAAUCCGUUGCUUUGUGGACCACCGCUCACCAAUAACUACAUUGGAGAAAUAUCACCAUCACCGUUGCCAAGGUAUAAGACUGACAAAAAUGAAGAAAACAGCUUCAUUGAUAUAGAGGCUUUCUUUGUGACAUUUUCAGUGGCAUACAUCAUGGUCCUGUUGGCAAUAGGUGCAAUUCUGUACAUAAACCCGCAUUGGCGACGAUCAUGGUUUUACUUUAUCGGGAAGAGCAUCAAUAAUUGCUAUUUCUAUCUUGUAGACAAUCUACUUGUGCCAGCCAAGUUCAGACGAUUUCAGCCUUGUGUCUGAAACGGUAUUGGCUCAGUGUACACUUUAUUUAGAAUUUACAUUUUCAAGUCGUGAUUAAUCAAUAAA
This is a messenger RNA of Populus trichocarpa (black cottonwood), 4134 nucleotides long. Its product is annotated as receptor-like protein 15. Bases 184 to 4068 code for a protein of 1294 amino acids. Lineage: Eukaryota; Viridiplantae; Streptophyta; Magnoliopsida; Malpighiales; Salicaceae. The record is from RefSeq and is a predicted model, not a curated record. The transcript is spliced from 13 exons. Gene Ontology annotation, molecular function: protein binding.